Messenger RNA from Periophthalmus magnuspinnatus, 2117 nucleotides. RefSeq lists its product as uncharacterized. The record is from RefSeq and is a predicted model, not a curated record. NCBI's taxonomy places the organism in Eukaryota, Metazoa, Chordata, Actinopteri, Gobiiformes, Gobiidae. Bases 105 to 2117 code for a protein of 670 amino acids. The transcript has 7 exons. Gene Ontology annotation, biological process: phosphatidylinositol 3-kinase/protein kinase B signal transduction; neuron projection morphogenesis.
GGACAUGGACAAGGAAGCAAGGAGACAAGGAUGCACGUGAGGACACUAAACAUGAACUGAGCAAAGACAUGAGCUGAUCUGGACCUGUCUCAGCAGGAGCCCAGAUGGACGCCCGCUCUUGUUCCGUCUUGGUGGACUUCCUGAGGUACGUGGAGGACCUGGGACUCAGGACGUACGAUGACCUGGUGAUUCAGAAUGCCUCCGACAUCUCCAGAGAGAGCGACCGCAUCCGUGUCCAGAAGAACAAGAUCCUCCUCCAGGAACGCAGACGGCAGGACCAAAUACACAGGCUGGGCUUCAUGACCAUGCCCUUUCCCCAGGACCGAGCUCCUUCUCUGGGCUUCAGCGUUCGCUCACAGUCACUUCACUCGGUCCAGGAUGAACCGGAUCAGAACCACUGGGACGCAGAUGACCCAGCCAGUCAGAGCCAGUGGGACAUGGACGACCCGACGAAUCAGAGCCUGAGGAAACAACCGCCGCCCAAACCCCGGCGAGACCCAGCAACAAAACUGAGCAGCUCCGAAACAGAGGGACUCACAGAAGGUCUGAUCGGGGAGAAGCUGCCUCCUCCAAAACCUCGGAGAAACCCCUGCACUCAGCUGAGCUCCUGCCUCGACCAAUCACUGAGCCGCAACCACAGCGACAGGAAGCCUCUGGACCAAUCAGACGCAGCUAGCGAGGAGGAGCCAGUCUAUAUUGAAAUGGGCCCAAAUCAGAACCUGGACCAGGACGAGGGGGUCUAUGAGGAGAUGACCUUUGCCUCAGAGUCCAGCCCGAAAAUGCAGAAAGUCCCAACGCCGUUCCCCAACCUCCUGAGCCACAAAGCGCCGCUGCUCACCCUCCCCCAGAACCAGGCUCUGGACCGGACCUCUCCACAGAGCUCUGACGAGUCCCCACUCACGCCGCUCGAAACUGCACUGGGACAGUUCUUUCAUCAGGAUUUAAGGCCAAAAACUCAGAAGAACCCUGGAGCCAAAGCCGACGUUCGCGUUCGCAGAACCUCAGACCCGGUCCAGGAUCAGGAGCGCGGCCUGUUCAAGCCCGACCGCAGGUCCGAGUGGAGCCAGAGUGUGGACCAAAUCCACCCAGAGAGAGGCCACCGCCGAGACCCCAGGACCAGAGCGGACUUCAGAGACCGGAGACUGGACUCUGAACCCGACCUGAGACCGGACCAGAGACAGUACUACAGUCUGCGCCGGGACCCCACUGGACGAGACCACAGGGACAAACGGGACCUCCGAGACCCACGGAAGGGCAUCCGGAUCGAGCAGAGACGAGAGCGUAGCCUGGAGAGUCUGGAGCGAGUCUUGGACCAGGACUUGGACAGGGACUUAGACCAGGACUUGGACUUUACAGUGACGAGUUCUGGCCGUGCGUCGGCUCCACCUCUGACCUCCCGCUCAGGCCCCUCCCCGAUUCCUCAGAGCUACCGGCGUAGCCAAUCAGCGUGUCCCUCACCAGUGAAGCGCCCGCCUCCCUAUGAUGUCAUCAUGAUGUCAGCAGUAAUGGCCCACGGAGGUCACAUGACCCAAAGGCUCAGAGGACCAGAGUCCGGCUCCACGAGACCAACCCAGGUCCAAAUCCAGGAGCCAUCUGUGCACGCCCAGGUACGCCCGCACCCUCCACCCUCACCCCCACCCUCUGCAUGCACCCCCCACCCUCUGCCCACACCCUCUGCAUGCACCCUCCACCCUCUGCCCACACCCUCACCCCCACCCUCUGCCCGCACCCUCCACCCUCACCCCCACCCUCUGCAUGCACCCUCCACCCUCUGCCCCCACCCUCAGCACGCACCCUCACCCCCACCCUCUGCCCUCAAUCUCCACCCUCACCCCCACCCUCUGCAUGCACCCUCCACCCCCACCCUCUGCCCUCCCCCUCUGCCUUCAGCGUCCUGGUUCUUCGGGGGCCUUCCAGUGUGUGUGGCCCCCGGCUUCGGGGCCCCCGGCGGCGGUGAGGGGGUGUGGCCGGCCUCGGGAGACGUGCUGAUGCGAGAUACGAUGGAGCGAAAGCGAGUUUUGUGUCGUGAGAUCAGGAGCCGGACCGUGAGGAGGCCCCCUCCAUACGGGGCCACGGUGCCCCCUGCAGGAGCACGCACCUGGGACACUGAGAUCUGA